AUGAAUAGUAAGGCAAGUAGAACUAUGAGUGAUACGUCACGGAUUUCUGAGAACAAUGGCCUACCAGUACCAUUAAAUGAAAUUGAAAGUCAAACAAACAGAACAGACAAUAGGAAACGAAAGAAAUUUAUAGAAAGUGAUGCAGGAGACGGAACUAGAAGAGAAGAUCAGUAUUUGCAUGGAAUUAAAUUAGUAUUGUGUAUGAUUUCGAUUUUCUUGUGCUUAUUCCUUGUUGCAUUAGAUCAAACAAUUGUUGUCACUUUACUCACUAAAGUUGGUAAUGAAUUCAACUCAUUUGAUAAAAUUGGCUGGUUAGCUUCAGGCUUUUUAUUAUCGAUGGCAGUUUUGACUGCUACCUGGGGUAAAAUUUCAAUCAUAAUGGGACGUAAAGUUACUAUGUACGUAGCGAUAAUUCUAUUUGAAAUAGGAUCAUUAAUUUGUGGCUUAUCCAAUAGCAUGGGCUUAUUAAUUGGUGGAAGGGUCAUUGCCGGUAUUGGUGGUGGUGGGAUUCAAUCCUUGGUAUUCGUUAUCAUUUCAGAGGUAAUUCCAAUUGAAAAACGUCCUAUCGGUAUAGCGAUUCUUGCUUCUACAUUUGCGGUGGCUUCAGUUUUAGGUCCAUUAAUUGGUGGUGCUUUCACAAACCAAGUAACUUGGAGAUGGUGUUUCUAUAUCAAUUUGCCCGCUGGAAGUCUUGCUUUAGUUUUUUUUUUUUUUUCCUUCAAUCCGCCAAAACCUAAAGGUAAUUUGAGAGAAAACUCAAAAUAA
Molecule: messenger RNA, 765 nt
Organism: Debaryomyces tyrocola
Lineage: Eukaryota; Fungi; Ascomycota; Pichiomycetes; Serinales; Debaryomycetaceae
Source: the annotation of a GenBank genome assembly